Talpa occidentalis (Iberian mole) is the source of this 2771-nucleotide messenger RNA. RefSeq names its product ArfGAP with coiled-coil, ankyrin repeat and PH domains 3 (gene ACAP3). NCBI's taxonomy places the organism in Eukaryota, Metazoa, Chordata, Mammalia, Eulipotyphla, Talpidae. Gene Ontology annotation, molecular function: protein binding; GTPase activator activity. The record is from RefSeq and is a predicted model, not a curated record. Gene Ontology annotation, cellular component: cytoplasm.
CGUCCUCGCGACAGGGAGCGCCGGCCGCAGCCAUGACGGUGGAGUUCGAGGAGUGCAUCAAGGACUCGCCGCGCUUCAGAGCCACCAUUGACGAGGUGGAGACAGACGUGGUGGAGAUCGAGGCCAAGCUGGACAAGCUGGUCAAGCUCUGCAGCGGCAUGAUCGAGGCCGGCAAGGCCUACGUCGCCACCAACAGGCUCUUCGUGAGCGGCGUCCGGGACCUGUCGCAGCAGUGCCAGGGGGAUGCGGUGGUCUCGGAGUGCCUGCAGAGGUUUGGAGACAGCCUGCAGGAGAUGGUCAGCUACCACAUGAUCCUAUUUGACCAGGCCCAGCGGUCUGUGCGCCAGCAGCUGCACAACUUCGUCAAAGAGGACGUGCGCAAGUUCAAGGACACCAAGAAGCAGUUCGACAAAGUGCGGGAGGACAUGGAGCUGUCCCUGGUGAGGAACGCCCAGGCCCCGAGGCACCGGCCCCACGAGGUGGAGGAGGCCACGGGCGCCCUGACUCUCACCCGCAAGUGCUUCCGCCACCUGGCGCUGGACUACGUGCUCCAGAUCAACGUUCUGCAGGCCAAGAAGAAGUUUGAGAUUUUGGAUUCUAUGCUGUCCUUCAUGCACGCGCAGUACAGCUUCUUCCAGCAGGGCUACAGCCUGCUGCACCAGCUGGACCCUUACAUGAAGAAGCUGGCAGCAGAGCUGGACCAGCUGGUGAUCGACUCGGCGGUGGAAAAGCGGGAGAUGGAGCGCAAGCACGCGGCCAUCCAGCAGCGGACGCUGCUGCAGGACUUCUCCCACGAUGGGCCCAAGGCUGAGUUCGACGUGGACGCGCCCAGCGGGGUGGUGAUGGAGGGCUACCUCUUCAAGAGGGCCAGCAACGCCUUCAAGACGUGGAACCGGCGCUGGUUCUCCAUCCAGAACAGCCAGCUGGUCUACCAGAAGAGGCUGAAGGACGCGCUGACCGUGGUGGUGGACGACCUCCGCCUGUGCUCCGUGAAGCCGUGCGAGGACACCGAGCGGAGGUUCUGCUUUGAGGUCGUGUCCCCCACCAAGAGCUGCAUGCUGCAGGCUGACUCGGAGACUCUGCGGCGGGCCUGGGUGCAGGCUGUGCAGGCCAGCAUCGCCUCUGCCUACCGGGCGAGCCCCGACAGCUGCUACGGAGAGAGGCUGGACCGCACGGCGUCCCCGUCCACGAGCAGCCUCGACUCGGCCUCGGACUCCCGGGAGCGCGGCGUCAGGGCUGAGAGUGCCCUGCAGCGCGUGCAGAGUGUGGCUGGCAACAGCCAGUGUGGCGACUGUGGCCAGCCCGACCCCCGCUGGGCCAGCAUCAACCUGGGUGUGCUGCUGUGCAUCGAGUGCUCGGGCAUCCACAGGAGCCUGGGCGUCCACUGCUCCAAGGUGCGCUCCCUGACGCUGGACUCGUGGGAGCCAGAACUGCUGAAGCUGAUGUGCGAGCUGGGCAACAGCGCUGUGAAUCGCAUCUACGAGGCCCGGUGCGAGGGGCCGGGCGGCAAGAAGCCCACGGCCAGCAGCCCCAGGCAGGACAAGGAGGCCUGGAUCAGAGACAAGUACGUGGAGAAGAAGUUCCUGGGCAGGCCUCCCUCCGCGCCCGCCGGCGAGGCCCCGCAGCGCUGGCGCGCCCCCAAGUGCCGGCGCCACCACAGCUCCCCCCGCGCCCAGCGCCCCCGCCCGGCCCGGCUGGAGCCCACGCUGCCCUCCGUGGCCGCCCUCUGUCCAGGCGGCCUGGAGCGCAGGUUCCGGCGGGACUCCCUCUUCGGCCCCGACGAGCUGGACUCCCUCUUCUCCUACUUUGAUGCUGGGGCGGCCGCCGCCGGUCCACGCAGUCUCAGCAGCGACAGUGGCCUGGGGGGCAGCUCCGAUGGCAGCUCGGACGUCCUGGCCGUCACGGGCUCCGUGGUGGACAGCGUCGCUGAGGAGGAGGGCGCAGAGUCGGAGGGGUCCAGCGGAGAGGUGGAGGGAGACGCGGAGCCCGAGGCCUGGGCCCCAGCGGAUGUGCGCGAGCUGCACCCGGUCCUGGCACACCGCGCCGCACGCGCCCGCGACCUCCCUGCGCUGGCCGCCGCGCUGGCCCACGGGGCUGAGGUCAACUGGGCCAACGCCGAGGACGAGGGCAAGACGCCGCUGGUUCAGGCGGUGCUUGGGGGCUCCUUGAUUGUCUGUGAAUUUCUCCUGCAAAACGGAGCCGACGUGAACCAAAGAGACAGCCGGGGCCGCGCCCCCCUGCACCACGCCACGCUCCUGGGCCGCACGGGCCAGGUCUGCCUGUUCCUGAAGAGAGGCGCCGACCAGCACGCCCUGGACCAGGAGCAGCAGGACCCACUGAGCAUCGCCGUCCGGGAGGCCAACGCCGACAUCGUCACCCUGCUCCGGCUGGCGCGCAUGGCUGAGGAGAUGCGGGAGGCCGAGGCGCCCCGGGCCAGGCGGGCCCCUGGGGGCAGCAGCCCCACGGAGCUCCAGUACCGCCGCUGCAUCCAGGAAUUCAUCGGCCUGCACCUGGAGGACAGCUAGGCCCGCGGCGGCCCCGGCGCAGCGUGUCAGCCAGCGCCGCGAGGCCUGUUCUCCGGGCCCUCUGCCCCGGCCGCGCCCGCUGCGCCACACCCCAUCACCCCACUGACCUGCUAGUUGGGUCCCUCCUCGCCCCAGUGCCCACCGCGGGGCCUCACGGGCCGCCGGGCAGCCCACCCAGGGAAUCAACCCGCGUACCUCACUCGGUGGCCCCGCGCCUGGCCGGGCUCCUCAGGUGCUGGACGCAGG